This is a messenger RNA of Suncus etruscus (white-toothed pygmy shrew), 2629 nucleotides long. RefSeq names its product makorin ring finger protein 3 (gene MKRN3). The coding region runs from base 1 to 1587 and encodes 528 amino acids. Gene Ontology annotation, molecular function: ubiquitin protein ligase activity; metal ion binding. The record is from RefSeq and is a predicted model, not a curated record. Gene Ontology annotation, biological process: protein polyubiquitination. Lineage: Eukaryota; Metazoa; Chordata; Mammalia; Eulipotyphla; Soricidae. The transcript is spliced from 2 exons.
AUGGCGGCCGCGCCGGCUCGCCGGGAGCCGCCGCGAAGGGUGGCGGCGCCGGGGCCGGUCCCGGGGCCCCCGGGGGCCCCCGUGACCUCCGUGGAAGAGCCUGCAGCUCCCACAGGCCCCCGCCAGGGGGCGGCGGCGCGCCCGUGGGCCACGGUCCCCGCGCGCCGGAGCCCCGCGGGCCCGGAGGGCGUCCCGGGCCCCGAGCCGUUCCGGGCGGCUUCGGGGCGUCCCGCUUGGGCCUCGGGGCCCGGCCGGGGCUCCCGCGUGGUGCCCGGCCGCAGCGGCGGCGGCUGGACGCGCCACAUCGUGUGCAGGUACUUCGUGCACGGCCAGUGCAAGGAGGGCGGGGCCUGCCGCUACGCGCACGACGCCCGGGCCGGGCGGGGGUCCGGGGGGGCCCCGGGGAGCCCAGAGGCCGCCGCCGCCUCCGCCCCGGUGGCUCCGGCUGCUCCCGUGGCCCCCGCUGCUCCCGCGGCCCCGGCCCCUGCGCCGCCGCCUGCUCGCCCCGCACGCCCCGCGCCCGCCCCUCGCCCCGCCCAGCCCUGGCCGCCGGGCCCACCGCGUGCACCAGCCGUUGCCAGGGCGACAGGGCCGGGAGGGUGGGGUUGGGGGCAGGCGGCGGCGGCGGCGGGGCUCCCGCAGGGCCCGGGGCGCCCCUACGGCCCUCGCGGCUGGCCUGCCCCCGCCGCCUUCCCCUUCCUCUCCCCCUUCGCCUUCCCCGCCGGCCCCUACCCCGUCCCCUUCCCCUUCCCCGCCCCCGGCCCCCAGGGCCUCCUCCCGCGUCCUCCGCGCCCCCUGAGCGGGCUCGAGCAGAUGCAGCCCGUGCAGCCGAUGCAGCAGAUGCCGCCGCCGCCGCCUCCUCCGCGGGCGCGGCCCCUCUGUCGCGACGCGGCCCUCGGCCAGUGCUUCCGCGGCUACGGCUGCCCCUACGUGCACGGCGACGUGUGCGACAUGUGCGGCCAGCAGGCCCUGCACCCGGCCGACGAGCAGCAGCGCGCCGCGCACCGCCGGGCCUGCCUGGACGCGCACGAGCGGGACAUGGAGCUCUCGUUCGCCGUGCAGCGCAGCCGGGACCGGGUGUGCGGCAUCUGCAUGGAGCCCGUGCUGGAGCGCGCCCUGGCCGCGCCGGCCGCCGACUGCCGCUUCGGCAUCCUCUCGCACUGCAACCACACCUUCUGCCUGCGCUGCAUCCGCCGCUGGCGCACCGCCAAGCAGUUCGAGAACAGGAUCAUCAAGUCGUGCCCGCAGUGCCGGGUCACGUCCGGCUUCGUCAUCCCCAGCCAGUUCUGGGUGGAGGAGGAGGCCGACAAGCAGCGGCUCAUCGAGCAGUACAAGGAGGCCCUGCGCACCAAGGCCUGCAGCCGCUUGAGCCCAUCUUUUCCGGAGCCUCCAUCAUCGCUUCCUCGCCCGUCCAUCCCCAUUUCUUGGCUCCGAGGAUCCGAGUGUUCCCCGGAGUCGCAUCUACACCGAAGCCCUCGCCAUCAUCCCGCCCUGAACGUUGUGGUGGUGGUGAAAUGCCCUUAUUUGACUGUCCGCUUAUGGCUUAUCUUGUCAUCUCUGUUUCCAACAGGAGUGAUUCAGUUGUAGUCUAGUGUUUACAGAAUGUCCACCCUCAUUUUGAAGCCCCUCGAGAAUAAAUGGGAGGGUGAAGGGAGAAGGCUGUUUAACCACAAGGAGCUUUGAAAUGGACCCUCGCUGUGCUGCUGAGGGGCAGCAGUUCAUCUGUUGUUUCCAUGUCGUUUCUCCCCUUUCCCCCAACUCCCGUUCCCCCCCCCCCAAGUGCACUUUUUAACUAUGUUUACCUCGUAGUCUUGUGUUUUACUUGACCACCACCGGGUGUAGACGUUUACAUGUUUUUAUCCUGUUUGGCUUGAUGUGAAAUUAUUUCUAUCUGGAUGUCUAUACUUAAGAGUUGUCUCAUCUGCGUAAAAGUGUGUUGUAAUGGUUAUGAUGUAUUCGAAAAACCUAUGUAGAUAGUGCAAUGCAUAUGUGUGUUUAUGUGAUGACGUUAAUGCAGAGCUGGCAGCUGAAGGUCCCAGGCUGUGACGUUCCUGAGGCAGUGGCGUGCCCUGUGAAGAAUGCCCUCGUCCCACUGACAGCAUCUCAGGAGAACUGGGUGCAGUGGCAGACACGGAUCAUUGUUAAAGAACUUGACAGAAUGCAGUAGUGGCCAGUUCUGGGAUGGCCCUGAUCAGUCACCUCGUCUGUUAACAAGUCCAGAAAAGUGUCUAGGCGUGCUGGGUGGCAGCACUUUUAUUCCCCACUGUGACACACAGCAAGAUCGGUUCCACCAGUCUUUGUCCUUGGUGCUCUUUAUACCUCUAGACAUUCCAGGCAAGGCACUACUGACAGAAGUUCUCAGCAUACAUGCGACAAGUUCUUAGACAGAUAGAAUAAUAAAAACUAGAGAGUAAGAAUGAAAAGUUGAAAUUACAGGAAAGACCAAAAGGCUGUUGUAAUACAGGAAGUUGAUAACAUUGUUAGUUGAAUGAAAAUGGUGAAGUGCUGAAAGUCAAAGAUGAUUAUUAAAAGAGACAUUAAAAUGUUGAAAUAGAUACUGUUGAAAACAGACCCCUGAACUGUAAGAAUUAAGUUCAGAAUAAAAGUGAUGGAAUUGAAAACAGCUAAA